AUGGCUAUGCUAGAUAUGAUGCCAAGCUCUUGGUGUUGUGUUUAUUCCACCGCCGACUCUCGAUUGGUCCAGCGUAUAUCGAGGCGCCCGUACUCUGUACAUCAGAGCAAAAUCUCAUCAACGAUUACUGGACUAUACGGUACCUUGCUCUACUCGACCGGGAACGCCGGCUCUUCCUUAGCAAUGCAUCUUCCAUGCUCAUACCAACUGGACGAUAGCUUCGAACGUUACAACCAUAACGGGGUUCGUUUGCGGCCCCCUACAGUGAGAUCGGCCAGGUCCACUAUGUUUGAUCGUCAGGCAUUUGAAGAGCCGGCAACUCAUCUCUCAAGAGCCGCAGAUCGUCAUGUCAGCUACUGGCUUACAUAUACGGAAGGGUUUCAAGAUAUAACCUAA
This is a messenger RNA of Fusarium venenatum, 396 nucleotides long. The record is from RefSeq and is a predicted model, not a curated record. NCBI's taxonomy places the organism in Eukaryota, Fungi, Ascomycota, Sordariomycetes, Hypocreales, Nectriaceae.